AUGCAGAACCGGCGCGCCGCCGACGCCGCUCCAGUUCCACGCUUUGUUACGCUUGCACCGCUAGCGCGCGCCCAACGCACGCGGCGCAGGGGAGAUGGCACUUUUAAAGAGAUCUCUGAGCGCGAGUCCAUAAAGUUUCCUCGGGUUGUGCUCACUUCGGGGAAUCAUAACGAAAAGCUACUGUCUAGACAUCUCCUCUCCGUCGGCCACUUUGCCUUCAAACACUACUUCAAGUGUCGGAUAAAGCCCAUCGUCGCGACAUUCAAGUUUAAAAUUUGCCUCGCGGCGCAUCUCAGUUCUGUCGGGAGUGAUGAAGACACGAGUACAGCAUCAUGCGAA
Molecule: messenger RNA, 339 nt
Organism: Iphiclides podalirius (scarce swallowtail)
Lineage: Eukaryota; Metazoa; Arthropoda; Insecta; Lepidoptera; Papilionidae
Source: the annotation of a GenBank genome assembly